UUUUGAGAAAAUGCUAAAUCUUUUUUGGUCAAUGGUCAAACUUGGGAAUGGACUAAAGUUGAACUUUCAGGCAAUAUAUGAACUUAAGUUUCAAUUUUCCAAUAACAACAGCGGUUCUCCGAUCAAGAGUCGCCGGCGGUAUCCGUUUGCCGCCGUAUGCCUGUGCAAGAUGACUAGCUGCGAUGUCAUAGGCGGUUGUUCCAGCGACUACGUUGCUCUUUCCGUUUCUAUCAUCUCUUUCGUCUCCCUAUUUUUGAGGUCGACUUUACCCUUUAUAAUUCACAAGGUUCCUCGACCUAAAGGAAGUAGUUUUUGGCUCCCAACUAUUCAGAUCAUAGCUAGCUUCAAUCUUUUGCUGUCACUUGCAAUGGCUCUUAAUAUUGUGAGGUUUCAUAGGACGCAUUGGUGGCAAUCCUGCUAUCUCUGGGGAGUUUGGAUUCAUGUUCCACUAGGAUUUGGAUUGUUAUUGAGCUGUCGACUUAUCCAAGUAACUCACCUGUAUUCCGUAUUUGUCAAGAGGCGUCUCUUUCCUAUAAGAUCAUAUAUCAGUCUUCCACUUGCUCUUCUUCCCUGGAUUUGCUGGGCUGCAUUGCUUCAAAUAAAGCAGCCUCUAAGUAACCACUGCCACAUGGGGAUUCAAUGGGCUAUUCCACAUAUUUGCCUUCCUGUGUUGUAUAUUUCUGCUUUGGUUGCUAUUACUGCAGCCAUUCAUCAUAUUGAGUUCAAAUUUGAUGAGCUUAAGGAUCUCUGGCGUGCAAUACUCGUAACUGUGUUUUCUAUCAGUGUAUGGGUGGUUGCUUAUGUUUUGAAUGAGACACAUGAGGAGAUCAUGUGGCUUCAAGUCACCACCAGAUGCGUGCUUUUAGUUGUGGCAAGUAUUCUUGUGGUGGCUUUCUUCUCUAUUUCAUUCUCUCAACCUCUGGUGUCGGUUAUGAGCUUAAACAAGAAAGAUAGCUUUGGAGUAAAGAGUAUGGGCCAGGCUCUUGGAAUACCAGAUAGUGGGCUUUUGUCACAAAAUGAUCCAACUCUAGAUGUCGAUCCUAAUCAACCUUUGGAUAAACUUCUUCUCAACAAAAGAUUCCGUUUAUCCUUCAUGGAAUUCGCUGACAGUUGUUUGGCAGGGGAAAGUCUGCAUUUUUAUGAUGAAGUACAACAGCUUGAAAAAAUACCAGUAAAUGAUCCAGUUAAAAGAAUUUACAUGGCACGUCACAUUAUUGAGAAAUAUAUAAACACAGGUGCAAACAUGGAGGUAAAUAUAUCUCACAGAACCCGGCAAGAAAUUCUCACAACUCUUGAUAUUGCACACCCGGAUCUCUUCAAAAACGCACUCAAUGAGUUGCUUCAGUUGAUAAACAUGAACUUAGCAAAAGAUUAUUGGUCAUCGAUGUUCUUCUUAAAAUUCAAAGAAGAAGCGGCUAUGAGAAAUGUAGACCAUGAACUUGAACAAGUUAACGGUUGGGAUUUUUCUCCAAGAUUAAGCUCUGUCCAUUGUCCCGAUGACCCUUUCUAUCAAGACCACAUGUCAAGGGAUCCCACUACUACCCACUACCACUAAGGUGUUUUAUAAUACUGUAAUUACCUAAAUGCCCUUGUCUCCAUCUACUAAGAUACAUAGUACCAUCAAUCCCUUAGGCAGGCAGCUAGGGUAUGUUGGGAGAUUGACCUUAGGGUGUCAUUUUGUGCCAUAUUAUUUGUACAAAUUUUGGUGAGGAUCACUAGUACUAGAUUAGUGCCAUUUUGUACUACAAUUAUUUGUAUAGUUCAAUGAAUCACAAAAACAUAAAAAAAUCAUACUACAUUUGUUUGUGGGUCC
This is a messenger RNA of Lactuca sativa (garden lettuce), 1813 nucleotides long. RefSeq names its product REGULATOR OF G-PROTEIN SIGNALING 1 (gene RGS1). The record is from RefSeq and is a predicted model, not a curated record. Lineage: Eukaryota; Viridiplantae; Streptophyta; Magnoliopsida; Asterales; Asteraceae.